This is a messenger RNA of Triticum dicoccoides, 1191 nucleotides long. Its product is annotated as protein farnesyltransferase/geranylgeranyltransferase type-1 subunit alpha-like. Gene Ontology annotation, cellular component: CAAX-protein geranylgeranyltransferase complex; cytoplasm; protein farnesyltransferase complex. Bases 1 to 672 code for a protein of 223 amino acids. Gene Ontology annotation, molecular function: protein farnesyltransferase activity; CAAX-protein geranylgeranyltransferase activity. Lineage: Eukaryota; Viridiplantae; Streptophyta; Magnoliopsida; Poales; Poaceae. Gene Ontology annotation, biological process: protein geranylgeranylation; protein farnesylation. The transcript is spliced from 4 exons. The record is from RefSeq and is a predicted model, not a curated record.
AUGGAGCAUCACAAGAGAUGGCUUAAUGAGAAAAUAGGACCAGAUGCUGCAAAUAGUGAACAUGACUUUACAAGGAAGAUACUUGCUAUGGAUGCUAAAAACUACCAUGCUUGGUCCCAUAGGCAGUGGGUUCUUCAAGCAUUGGGUGGAUGGGAGAGUGAACUGCAGUACUGCAACCAGCUUCUUGAGGAAGAUGUCUUCCAUAACUCAGCUUGGAAUCAGUAUGUUUUUUUGUUGUUGCAACGGAGAUACCUUGUGGUAACACGAUCACCAAUUCUUAGGGGCCUUGCGGCAAUGCGCGACUCAGAAGUAGAUUACACAGUUGAGGCCAUUAUGGUGAACCCUCAGAAUGAAAGCCCCUGGAGAUACCUCAGAGGUUUAUAUAAGGAUGAUAACAAUUUUCUGGUGGCUGAUAAUCGCAUUUCUGAUGCUUGCCACAAAGUCCUGAAUAAGGAUUGGACAUGCGUAUUUGCUUUGAGCUUCCUGCUUGAUCUUCUUCGCAUGGGUUUGCAGCCUUCAAAUGAUCUUAAAGGAACCAUCGAAGCAAUGGAGAACUCUGAUCCUGAAACGGGACAUGCUGAUAUUGCAGUAGCUGUCUGCUCAGUCCUGCAGAAAUGUGAUCCCCUGCGGAUAAACUACUGGUCAUGGUACCAGACCACUCUUUCUUCUUAGACAUUUGAAAAUUCAGCUGAAGAUAGUUUUAGGAGCAUGAUGUAAACUCAAUCGAAGGGGUUGACGCAGUGUAUGAAAAACCUUUCCUGUGAUCUUGGCGCGGAGCAAAAUUUGUACUGAUUUUACCGGGAAAAAUCAAUCAAUGACAGCAUGCCCAACAAUGUCUUGUGUGAAUAUGUUACUGCCUGAUAUUCACAUGUUAGCAGAAUGAGAAUAAACAACCAAACUCCAAUGAGCAGAUUGUUACAGUAACGGCCACUGGUGGUGUGAAAAUCCUGAAAUCUGCUUCAGUCACUUUGCCUUGUUUACAGUUGAGUCUGUUGUUGUGAUCUGUACCUAAUGCAUGUACACGAUCAUAAAAUUAUUAGUUUUUGUACCAAUGUGUGCUCGAUGUAAUCAUCAUGUAUUCCCUCCUUCCAAAAUACGAGUCAUAUAUAUUAGUUUUGUCUUAAUUUGAACUUACAUCAACACCUACAAUACCCAAUCAGUAUCAGUAGAUGCACCUGUUUUUGUAGUGUA